Molecule: messenger RNA, 558 nt
Organism: Nematocida minor
Lineage: Eukaryota; Fungi; Microsporidia
Product: YEATS domain-containing protein 4
Exons: 1
Coding region: 1-558 (185 amino acids)
Biological process (GO): regulation of DNA-templated transcription
Source: RefSeq, a predicted model, not a curated record
AUGAGAAUAAAUCAUGCCAACCUCUCACGCACAAUAAUAUACGGCACCUCUGCCGUUCGCAUAUCAGAGCCAGGCGUUGAUGCAACCCAUCGGUGGCGGGUCUACGUCCGAGGAUACAAAAAUACAGACAUAAGCUACUUUAUUCGAAGCAUCACUUUCAAGACACACGAGACAUUUGCAAACCCCACAAGAACAGUCGAAGGCCCGCCCUUUGAAAUCGAAGAGUGCGGCUGGGGCGAGUUUACUAUUGCAGGAAAAAUCUACUUCACAGACGCGCACGAAAAACCUCUUUCAUUUAUUGUGUCUCUAAAGCUCCACAACGACCCGACAAACAGAGUAAUUGGAGACAUCGAGUACAACGCAAACGAAAUAGUAAACGAGAGAAUGGACACUAUAAUAUUUGAAAGCCCCUCUGAGGCCAUAUACAAGAUCAUGCAGAGCCAUGAAGAGCCAGCAUUCGAUGGCGACAUAGAGAAAAGAAUUGUCGAAGAGCGCACAAAGAUAGAAAAGGCCAUAGACUAUCUCAUUUCAAAACUUGGAGAAGAAAACAUAGUUUAG